AGGGGUGCGGGGGCGGGCGCGGGCGGAGCCUGGGAGGGGAGUGUCCCGGCGGCCGCCAGCCCUGAAAGCCCCAGUGCCAGCGCUAGACAAACGCCGGCGCUGACAUGGGCCGCCAGCCCUGCCGCCGCGCGGAGCCCACCGAGGGGGUUGCGCAGCCGCGCCCGCCCAGCGCUCGGGUCUCUGGGGACAGAGCCCUAUGAUCUUCUCGCGACUCCCCCCGCAGUACGCUGGACUUGGACUUCAGAUCUGAACCCAGACCCAUCUGCUACCUGGGGAAGGCCCUGCUCCCCACAGUCCGGCAAGAUGCCCAUCCUCAAGCAGCUGGUGUCCAGCUCGGUGCACUCCAAGCGCCGUUCCCGCGUGGACCUCACGGCCGAGAUGAUCAGCGCCCCACUGGGCGACUUCCGCCACACCAUGCACGUGGGCCGGGCCGGAGACGCCUUUGGGGACACGUCCUUCCUCAAUAGCAAGGCUGGCGAGCCCGACGGGGAGUCCCUGGAUGAACAGGCCUCCUCCUCCUCGUCUUCCAAACGCAGCCUCCUGUCCCGGAAGUUCCGGGGCAGCAAGCGGUCACAGUCGGUGACCAGAGGGGAUCGGGAGCAGAGGGACAUGCUGGGCUCCCUGAGGGACUCGGCCCUCUUCGUCAAGAACGCCAUGUCCCUGCCCCAGCUCAACGAGAAGGAGGCCGCAGAGAAGGGCUCCAGCAAGCUGCCCAAGAGCCUGUCGUCCAGCCCCGUGAAGAAGGCCGCCGCUGGGGAGGGCGGCGAUGAGGAGGCGAGCGUGGGGGAGGGCGUGCCCCGUCGGAACGGGGCCGUGGGCCCCCACUCCCCCGACCCCCUCCUCGACGAGCAGGCCUUUGGGGACCUGACGGAUCUGCCCGUCGUCCCCAAAGCCAGCUACGGGCUGAAGCACGCGGAGUCCAUCAUGUCCUUCCACAUCGACCUGGGGCCGUCCAUGCUGGGCGACGUCCUCAGCAUCAUGGACAGGGAGGAGUGGGACCCCUCAGAGGAGGACGGCAGUUACCACGGCGACGACGGCCCUGGCACUGUCACCCAGGCGUCCCCUCCUGUCUCGGUGGCCCCUCCUGCAGCAAGGCAGGAAGGCAAGGCCGGCCCGGACUUGUCUUCCCAUGCUCUGGAGGACGAGGGGUGGGCGGCGGCCGCCCCCAGCCCUGGCUCGGCACGCAGCGUGGGCAGCCACACCACGCGGGACAGCAGCUCCCUCUCCAGCUGCACCUCGGGCGUCCUAGAGGAGCGCAGCCCUGCCUUCCGGGGGCCAGACAGGGCCCGGGCCGCUCUCCCCAGGCAGCCGGACAAGGAGUUCUCCUUCAUGGAUGAGGAGGAAGAGGAGGAGGAGAUCCGUGUGUGAGGCGGGCAGCAAUAGCCACUCCAAGGCUUGGCUGCAUCUUCUCCCUGCCCCCACCCCACUAUGACCUUUGACCUUACUGUGCAGGGGCAGCCAAGAGCCUUGUGUGUCAGGCCACAGACCCUGGACCUCGUGGAUGAGGGGCAUCAGCCUGGCCUGAGGGCCCUCGGGGGACUUGGGGAGCUGGCGCGGUGCCACGCUGUCUUCAUUACGCCACACCCUGCCAUCCCUGAGGCUGCAUCAGGUGAGGGCUGUGUCCUCGAAGUAGGAAUCAGUUUUCCUCUCUCAGCCUCGCUUUCCUGCACCCUGGCCUCAAAUGAAUGCCAGAUGUCAACCUGAGUUCCUGCCACAUACAACUGCAGCAGGUCAGCCCAGAGGCGGCCUUGGCUCCGGGGCUUGGGACACCUGACUCUCCUUUUCCCUACUGGUAUUUCUGCGGUGACCAGUGGUGGCAGCUGGUGAAGCGUGCGCAGCAGAAGGAAGGCGGUGGUCACACUCCUUGGCCCUGGCUCCUGCACCAGCAGCCCAGACCCCCUUGGAGCUGAGCUGGACUGGGGUGGGGUUGGGGGACGGUCCCCAAUGUGUACACUAAACGCAGCCCCUUCCAGGGGAUGAGAACAGGACAAAAACUGAAGGAAAGCCCCAGGCUUCUUGGAUUUUCAAGAAGGGACCCUUCCAGGAUGACACUAGGAACAGGGGCUGGGGCACUCACUGCUCAGUCUCUAGGGGUUUGCUUGUUCUUUAUUAAUAUGUUUAAAUCCUCAUAGAGCAAUAUCAGAACAGUGUCCCAGUAGGCCUGCCCCCAGAGGGAGAGCAAAUCCUUUUAGAAAACCUUGAUACUAAGUCUCCUCUUGGAAAUUCACAGUGACUAUUAGCACACUUAAGUCUGGGGACAUCCUUUGACAAAGAAACCAGCUCAACUUUAACUAGUGCUUCCAAACUUUAUUUAGAGUUAUAUGGGGGUGUCUGUGUGUUUGUUCCCCCACCCCAUAGCUAUUAACAGCUGAAGAAGGCCAGUGUAGAAAAGUUCUGAAGAAUGAUUUUUUAAAAGAAUAUUUCAUUCCUAGGGGGGAAGCUGUUCUUGGCAGGGUUGUGCCCUCCCCUCGCCCUCCCCUCCCCCUCCCGCACACCCUGGCUCUGGCUACUUCCCCUUCCUUUCCCAGGCCCCGCCCCCACUUCUGCAGCCAGGGCCCUGAGGGUAGGUUUGGCAGAUAGAGCAAAAAACAAAACAAAAAACCAGAAUGCUGCGUUGAAUCGGGAUUUCAAGUAAACAAAAGAUCAUUUUUUUAGUAUUAAUAUGCCCCAUGCAAUAUUUGGAACAGACUUAUACAAAGAAAUUAUUUGUCAUUUUCCUGAAAUUCAGGUUUCACUCUGUAACUCUACCCGAGGGUAUGGAGCAGAAAGCAGCUUGGGUGGGAGCCCCAGGGCGCACUGCCGCUGGCUUUUCUGUCCUGGGAACAGGCUGCCCCGCCUCCCUGGUUUCCACGUAGCCAGUGCAGGAGAGGGAGGGACAGCACUAACUGCCACCCACUAGGGAGGGGCCGCGGGGCUCUGGCUUCCCUUUUUUUGCCAGGACGUGAUUCGGAGACACUAACUUAGCUCCUGACUCGGUGCCCUGUUGGUGCUUCUGUUCGUAGUAGCUCAGCUCCCACGGUGGGGGAGGCGCAGCCCCCGCCAGUUGCCCUUGAAACCCACCCAGGUCGGUUCCAGAUUCUAAACUGUGUAUUUUUUUCAUGAUAUUGUUAAAACAGUGAGGAAACA
This is a messenger RNA of Propithecus coquereli (Coquerel's sifaka), 3126 nucleotides long. It is a transcript of the gene CDC42EP4, whose product is annotated as CDC42 effector protein (Rho GTPase binding) 4. Bases 304 to 1368 code for a protein of 354 amino acids. The transcript has 2 exons. NCBI's taxonomy places the organism in Eukaryota, Metazoa, Chordata, Mammalia, Primates, Indriidae. The record is from RefSeq and is a predicted model, not a curated record.